Octodon degus (degu) is the source of this 4087-nucleotide messenger RNA. RefSeq names its product scavenger receptor class A member 5 (gene Scara5). The transcript has 9 exons. Gene Ontology annotation, molecular function: ferritin receptor activity. Gene Ontology annotation, biological process: iron ion transmembrane transport. Gene Ontology annotation, cellular component: plasma membrane. The record is from RefSeq and is a predicted model, not a curated record. The coding region runs from base 301 to 1839 and encodes 512 amino acids. NCBI's taxonomy places the organism in Eukaryota, Metazoa, Chordata, Mammalia, Rodentia, Octodontidae.
GCCACUCAGUCAGAACCUCACAGACCUGCCCGGGCCUCCAUGGGACAUUUCUAGGUCGCCGCCGGAGGCUGACAGGGACGGGGCACGGCGCCAGGGGUCCCAGGUGCAGACCUCCACCCGCUGGAGUCUUGCCACCCAGCUUGGUCCUGCACAGGGACCAGCCCUGGCCUGAGACAAGUCGCGGCAGCCCACAGCCUGUUUCUAUGACUCCAUCUGCACCCGGCUGGCUGCGGGCACGAGCUCCAAGGGGCUGCCUGGCUCUCGGCGGGACCGCAGCCCGCUCUCCAGCCACCGCGGCGAAUGCUGGGAGCUGAGCGCCAGGCUCUGUGGCCUCAGCGGGGGCGUCAGGACCUGAUGGAGAACAAAGCCAUGUACCUGCACACCGUGAGUGACCGGGACACUGGCUCUGUCUUCGAGGAGCCCUUUGACGGCCGGAGCCUGUCUAAGCUGAACCUGUGUGAGGACGGACCAUGCCACAAACGGCGGGCAAGUGGCUGCUGUACCCAGCUGGGCUCCCUGUCGGCCCUGAAGCAUGCUGUCCUCGGCCUCUACCUGCUGGUCUUCCUGAUUCUUGUGGGCAUCUUCAUCCUCGCAGUGUCCAGACCCCGAAGCUCCCCGGAUGACCUAAAGGUCCUGACUCGGAAUGUGAACCGGCUCAACGAGAGCUUCCGGGACUUGCAACUGCGGCUGCUACAGGCUCCGCUGCAGGCCGACCUGACCGAGCAGGUGUGGAAAGUGCAGGAUGCGCUGCAGAACCAGUCGGACUCGCUGCUGGCGCUGGUAAGCGCGGUGCAGCGGCUGGAGGGCGCGCUGUGGGGGCUGCAGGAGCAGGCCACGCAGACCGAGCAGGCGGUGGCCCUGCUGCGUGACCGCACCGGCCAGCAGAGCGACGCGGCGCAGCUGGAGAUCUACCAGCUGCAGGUGGAGAGCAACCGCAGCCAGCUGCUGCUGGGGCGCCACGCGGGCCUGCUGGACGGGCUGGCACGCAGGGUGGGCGUCCUGGGCGAGGAGCUGGCCGACGUGGGCGGCUCGCUGCGGGGCCUCAACCACAGCCUGUCCUACGACGUGGCGCUGCAACGCACGCGGCUGCAGGACCUGCAGGUGUUGGUGAGCAACGCUAGCGAGGAUACGCGCCGCCUGCGGCUGGUGCACCUGGGCAUGGAGCUGCAGCUGAAGCAGGAGCUGGCCACGCUCAACACGGUCACCGAGGACCUGCGCCUCAAAGACUGGGAGCACUCCAUCGCGCUGCGGAACAUCUCCCUCGCCAAAGGGCCACCAGGACCCAAAGGUGAUCCAGGGGAGGAAGGCAAGGAAGGCAAGACUGGCAUCCCUGGCCUACCUGGAGCCCGAGGUCUGCCAGGUGAACGGGGUACCCCAGGACUGCCUGGCCCCAAGGGCGAUGACGGCAAGCUGGGGGCCACUGGCCCAAUGGGCUUGCGUGGGUUCAAAGGUGACCGAGGCCCAAAAGGAGAGAAGGGCGAGCGAGGAGACAGAGCAGGGGACACGAGUGGCGUGGAAGUCCCGAUGAUCCGCCUGGUGAAUGGCUCAGGCCCACAUGAGGGCCGCGUGGAGGUGUACCAUGACCGGCGCUGGGGCACCGUGUGUGAUUACGGCUGGGACAAGAAGGACGGGGACGUGGUGUGCCGCAUGCUGGGCUUCCGUGGAGCGGGGGAAGUGUACCGGACAGCUCGCUUUGGGCAAGGUACAGGGAGAAUUUGGAUGGAUGACGUCGCCUGCAAGGGCACAGAGGACACCAUCUUCCGCUGCAGCUUCUCCAAAUGGGGGGUGACAAACUGUGGGCAUGCUGAGGAUGCUGGGGUCACAUGCAAUAGAUACUAAAAGCAGGCACAACCCAAGGUCAGGGCCCUACACCUGAGCCUCCGUCCUGCAUUUUUGGGGUGGGGGUAUCACUUGGGGCUACCCUGGCCACGCCUCUGCUCUGCCCAGUCCAAUCCCCUCAGUCCCCGUAGCCCUAUGCCAGGACUGUGGUGGCCUGUUGUCACUCUCCUUUCAGACAUCUGCUCCCAAGUCCUCUGUGGGAUCUGCUGCCUGUCUCUCCUUCUGCCAGGGUUUCUGAGUGAAGAGCCCUGGCCACUGGGACCACCACUUGGCUCAGGUGGCCACCAUUCCCAGGGCCCAGUAUCUAUGCUCUUCUUGGUCUCUUGGUUCCAGAUGAAUGUCCAGAAGAUCUCAGAGACAAAGGCAGCUGUGGAGAUGGGAGGAAUGAUGGAUCAUUUAUUCAUCAGAUAAUUUCCAAACCUCAGUUAGGCCAAGAGUUUCAAUAUCCUCCUCCCCAGCAAGUGGUUUAAUCUUGAUUGACUUGGUCUCCCCUCUUUAUUCAGUCUCCACACACUGUACCUUAAUUUGUGGUCACACACACGCACACACACACACACACACACACACACAGAGCUGUAGAAGCAAGCGGGAAAUCCAAAAUUCCUGCAGAAACCCAGCAGGGGAGAAGGGGAGGGAAUCCAGCAUUUCUUGAAUGACUACAGUGGUGUGCUAAUAGUGUCUUGGGUGCUAAAUUCACUUAUCCACUUUGCCACAUUGGUACAAGGUACAUCAGUCUGGGUAAGAACCUACCUCCAGGUAAUACUCAACUGGUCCUUCCAUCUGACUUCCAAGUCAGAAGAUCAAGAAUGACUGAACCAAGGUCCCACCUGUACUUUGGCAUGUCUUGGCUAGACCUUAGCUUGGGCCAGACACAUGGGUGGUUAGAAAGUUGCAUAUGGAAAACCCCAUGCUGUGUGGCGCACGAUUAGGCUUGAGGGGCACCCAAGUUAACCAUUCGUGCAGGAGGAGAGCUGAUUUGGAGGGUAACAUAGGGGCUGCCCGAGUCAACCUGAGUCCAUUGCUUCACCAUUGGGCACUCAGGGUAAACGCCAUGGUGGCUGUGUCUCAGAGCUGUUGGCAGGUCACACUGCAUCUUCCAGGCCCCUUCAAGUGUGAUCCUGUGGUGAGGAGAAACACACAUUCUGAAGGAUCUUACUGGAGUGACCAAAGUUAGGGGUCUCUGGAUCCUCCAAGGAGCAUGACAGCCAUGGGUCUCUGCACAUGUGCAACUCCACAUGUCAGGGAGCUCAUACUGUGCUGUUCCCAUGGGGAGGGCUUGAACUGGGUCAUGUACAAGUUCUAGACCUGGGGGAGCCACAUGGCAGUGAGUGGGUGCAGACACACCUCACUUCAGGAGAAUCAAACUCAGUCAGGUCUCAGAUACAGGAUCACCUGUCACAUCAGGUGAGCAGCACUCUGCCUGGACAAAGUGGGCCCUGUGCUUCUGCAGCCACUGGUGCAGCAAAGGCCCCAGCUGACAACCAAGCCAGUAUGUGCUCUCGGUCGUUCUUUGCUUACAGUACGCUUGUGAUUAAUGUCCUAGUGAUCAGAGAUUUCUUCUGACCCACUGCUAUGUUUACACGAUGCGCAUGUACUCAUGCAUUUUCUUGCAGAGCCAAUAUAUGUAUGUAUAUAUAACAUAGCACUCUUUAUUACGUAGCUCGGCACUUGCAAAAUUUGUGUUAGAAAAAUACGAAAGGCAGGAAAAUGUCACUUUAAAAAUCACCAACUUGGUUUUGACAAAGAACCUAGGUGCCCUACCCAUGAAAAAUCAUACGAUUUCCGUAUUUGGUCUUUUCCUUUGGGAAAACUCGUUUUGUCAAAAACAAUGUUGAAAUGUUAAAUGGUUGAACCUUUAAAGUAAAAGUCGACUAGUUUACAUACCUAUCUAAGAGGACAUGGAAAUGACCAUGGACCUGUAUUUCAGGGACUAGAGGAAUUAGGCCUGGCCUAAGUAUACCAGACCUUUUGUAAAAAAGAAUUUCAAUAAAGUGAAAAACAUGUCAUUAAUAAGUGCCACCCUGUGGUGUUUCUCAUGAAAACUCAAGGUGCGUGGAGAACACAGAUGGAACUGGAUGGUUGGGCCAUAUUUCCGUGGAGAUUGGUGAGCUGUUCAUGAAAAGUUGUCUUAAUUCUUCUAUAGGACAAUGAACACUCUUUAGAUCAAGACAGUGAUAGAACAUGUCUCAGUGUGCAUUGUUUUGCUUUGCUUUGCUGUGUUGUGUUGUGUAUGUUGUGUUGUGUUGGU